Messenger RNA from Rhizophagus irregularis DAOM 181602=DAOM 197198, 1692 nucleotides. Lineage: Eukaryota; Fungi; Glomeromycota; Glomeromycetes; Glomerales; Glomeraceae. The record is from RefSeq and is a predicted model, not a curated record.
AUGGAUAAGCAAUAUCGAAAUGAAACUUUACCAAAUUUAUGGAGAACAAUUGGAACAACCAAUUUUGAUAGUUUCCACGCUUAUUAUAUGAGUAACUUGACAAGAAACAACGAUCAUCCAUUUCUCUCUGUCUUUUUCAAAUAUUCAAAGCAGUUAGAAUUACUUAAACAUCUUUUACCUAUUGUAAAAUUUGCUCAACUUCUGAAUAACAAACUUGGAUAUCAAUUAACCAGACAAACGGCAAAAGAUAUGAAAUUCAUACAAUUUAUAAAAGAGGAAUCCAAUGAUGGUAGAAAUAAAGAAAUUUUCAAUAAUUUGAAUACCGCUUUUAAUGAUUUUAAACUUGGUUGGAAUACAGUAAUACCUUUCGUAAAUCGAUAUCAAUGUCAUGAACUUCCCAAUGAAAAACCAGUCAUAGGUUAUAAUCUUCCAGUUAUUUAUGGUUUAGUGGAACCGAAAGAUGCAGGAAUUUUCUUAUGCGCUAUUUUAGAUUAUUUAAUUGACUUGCAAAACCAGUUCUUACAAGAAGUUAUAGUAAUUUCACCUGGAACUUGUAAAUCUCUCAAGUUUUUAGAUGAAAUUACAUUUGAUAUCGAACUAGCAAUUUCGAAAACAGAACCAGUUAUACCCAAUGGAUAUUGCCUUCAAUCUCUACGCCUUGAUCAUGUUCGUUCAGGAAAUAUUAUAAAUUUUGUUUGGGAUGAUGAGAUUCUUACAUAUAGUCAAAGAAAUUUAGCAAUUGCAAGAGGAGAAGAUAUUGUGUAUGAUUUGACAAAAAUUGAAGCGGAAUUGGCAAACAUUUUAGUUUUCGAGAAAGUUUAUAUAGAAACUCUACCAGAUUCACAACUAUAUCUAGAAUGUUACCCGUAUCACAUGGAAUUAUUUCAAGGAUAUAUGAGAAUUCUUAGUGAUAUUAAGAAUCAAAUAACCCAAGAGCCAAUCCCGAUCGAAAAAAUGAAUUCAUUAGGCUUUUCUGAAAAUUCCGGUUUAGAAUAUGCUUCAAAAUCGACUAUAGAUAACUCAUCAGAAAUUUUGUCAUCAUUGGAAAUACUUCUAUGUUUCGUCAAGCGUACAGCAGUUGGAAAUGGCGACAGAUCUAUUAAAGAUUUUGUUUUACAAUGGAUGAAACUAUCAUCAUUGUAUGAACAUAGAGAAUUCUCUAAAAUUUUAGAUAUUGAUUUAAGACUUAAACACUUGGUGUCAUUAUAUGAACUCGUCGAAGAACAAGUUGCCGAUAUUAAAAUUAAAUAUAUUCAUGAAAAAUAUCAGGAAAAACUUUCAACGGAUAUGGAGGCGGCAAUAAUGGAAUCUUUAGGUUUUGAGCAGCAAACGACAACGAAAAAAGUUAUACAAGCAGAAACAUUCGCAUUAGCUUUAAAACGAUUUAUGUUACGAUUUUUAACUUUAGAGGAUCAAAAAGAAACGGAUCCAUUAAAAAUUUAUUUACAAGAUGGUUCAUUAAAUUUUUGGCCUUCAACAGUUCCAGAGGAACUUGUUGAUAAAUUGUUUCCAGAAAAUUUAUUGGUAGCUAAUACAUAUGAUGCUUAUACAUUCACAAUGAAAAAGAUUGAGCAAACGAUGAAAAAACAGAGAAUCAAUGAUCUAACAAAUCUAAACCAAACGGAACCUACAGCUAGCAGAAAUACAUCAAGAAGACCAAGAAAUGGCCGACUUAGAUUUGAUGCGACGUAG